AUGGCGCUAGUCUGUAAAUGGACAAGUGCACAGGGUCGGCCCGAGUGCCGGAGAAUAGCCGGAGAUGGGGAGUCAAUGGAAUCACGGAAGGAUCACUUUCGAGUUGUGCCACCUUCAACGUUCUCGUUGUGGGUGAUAGAGAUAUAUAUCAAAGAACAACAAAAGCGAAUGAUGGAGUUGUCAACCAAUGAGCCGGAGCGCUCUGUUCCUGCUUCACCUCCCCAAGGUGGUGAGCAGACAGAGAUGGACGCAGUCACUGCCGUCAACUCAUCUCCUUUGCCAACUCGCUCUCGACACGCUCAAACUCCCAGUAUCACCAAAAAGCGAACAAACGACGAAGUCUACGAGCCAGUCCAAUCACCAAUUCGCAGCCCAACAGCUCUCAAAGCAUCAGCAAGACACAACAAAGCCGAGAGCACAGUCUCCUUCGAGGACGGAAAUGGCGUGCGGAAACCGAAUCGACAUGGCAUCGCUGACGAUCUUCGCGAUAGUGAAGGGCUUGGAUCGAAAACGCAAACAAUUCCAGGACCAGAAGCUGAGAGAGGGCACGGAGAAUCUCAAGCAUCACCUAAUCAUGCGUCGGAACAAGGGCUCGCCAGACGAAUCGAGCGAUACCAACAAGAGCUCCAAGUAGAGUUUGACCAAUUCCAGCAAUCACUGGCAGAGAGAGACAGGACUGCGGAACUAGAGCUUCUAGAUUGGGAGGAGCUGGAAUCACGCUAUCAGAGCGAGAUCCAACCAAAGAUGGCUGCUGAGCAAGAGAUCAUGGACGAGUUCCAAGCCCGAUUUCAGGCAAGUGAAACCUGCAUCCCAGACGCACCCAAGACUUCCCUGACUAAUAGGGCCUUAGCAAUUCAUGCUGUACAUGCAAGUAUGCAACGAUUACGAGGCGGAACGAGCUGUGAAGAGAUUAAGAACGCGAAUUGCAAUUGCUGGGAAUGCAGAGUCCUCCUUGGCCAAGAAGCAGGCUCAUUGUCCUCCACGCUUUCCAGAGUGCAAUGGAACUAUUGGGGAAUGUUUGAGGGGCUGAAUCCAACAGGAGCUGACCGGGUCAUGGGAGACGAUGCUCUUGGGGCGCGUGUUGAUAGGGAGUGA
Molecule: messenger RNA, 1095 nt
Organism: Exophiala spinifera
Lineage: Eukaryota; Fungi; Ascomycota; Eurotiomycetes; Chaetothyriales; Herpotrichiellaceae
Exons: 2
Coding region: 1-1095 (364 amino acids)
Source: RefSeq, a predicted model, not a curated record